AUGACUAAACAUUAUCUGGAUGCUUGUAACAGGCAGCUGACACAGUUCGAAUCCAACCCAAAUGAGGUGUCAAGAGGUGUGUCUCAGAUCAUCAGUCACCCUGACUAUAACUCUGCCACCAGUGACAAUGACAUUGCUCUGCUGCGUCUCAGCGCGUCUGUAAAUUUCACUGACUUUAUCAGACCAGUUUGUCUGGCUGCAGCAAACAGCACCUUCUACAAUGGCACUGACAGCUGGUAUGACGGAGGAGCUCCAAUGAUGAGCAAACCGGGAUCUCGCUGGAUACAGUCAGGCGUUUUCAUCACUACAUUCCGUUGUUUGUCACGCCCAUCUGUAUUUACCAGAGUGUCCCAGUACCAAGACUGGAUCAACUCUCACAUCACCACUGACCAGCCCGGCUUUGUCACAUUUACCUCCAGCGGCACUGAUGGGGAUUUGAGUGUGAGCUGCAGUAUUGUGCCUCCAAUCACCACCAAUGUGACCACCACUGUCAGUACUGCCCCCACUGCCACCACUAAUAUAAUGUAUGAAUGA
This is a messenger RNA of Chanos chanos (milkfish), 534 nucleotides long. Its product is annotated as chymotrypsin-like protease CTRL-1. The record is from RefSeq and is a predicted model, not a curated record. Gene Ontology annotation, molecular function: serine-type endopeptidase activity. The transcript is spliced from 4 exons. Gene Ontology annotation, biological process: proteolysis. Lineage: Eukaryota; Metazoa; Chordata; Actinopteri; Gonorynchiformes; Chanidae. The coding region runs from base 1 to 534 and encodes 177 amino acids.